This is a messenger RNA of Aspergillus homomorphus CBS 101889, 3098 nucleotides long. RefSeq lists its product as uncharacterized. The record is from RefSeq and is a predicted model, not a curated record. The transcript has 5 exons. Gene Ontology annotation, cellular component: fungal-type vacuole membrane. The coding region runs from base 310 to 2943 and encodes 877 amino acids. Lineage: Eukaryota; Fungi; Ascomycota; Eurotiomycetes; Eurotiales; Aspergillaceae.
CGAGGGACGAUCCCGCCCGUCGGAUUGCUUGUCCAUCCAUUCAUCAUUCAUUCUUCCUCUUCAACAUCUCCCCCAACGUACGUCCAAGCUGAAGCUGUCUUUCCCUUUGGCUCCUUGGAGAUCAUCGUACAACUCCUUUGUAUCUCGCUCUUUCUUACUAUUCCUCUUGUUCCGCGUCUACUGCAUCCUGUAGCAAUAGACGCCGCCUCCCUGUUCUGGCUGGGCGUUAUCUAUCUGGGCCCGGUUCUCUUAUCAGGACCUCCCCGAGCUACUUAGUUUUUACCCGUUCGCUGUUCACCAGCUAUCGUCAUGGCUGAUGAGGCAGCCAGGCCUCUUCUAGACGGCGAUUCCAGACCCGUCUCUCCUCAUCGGUCUCCAUUGCCUAACGAUGGAAAGACUUCUUCUCUCACUUAUCAGGAGCCUCGACCGUACGAAUUGUCCGAUGAAUCCGCUCCUCUACUAGUUCGUCGGGAUGACGACGAUUUUCUGGGGUACGGCGGGACCGACCCCAGACGACGUUCUUCCGAACUGUCACGCCCUCGCUCUUCUGACAUUCCAUUGAAGAAACGCCGCGGCAGAAUACGAUGGCCGAUCCUCUGUGCCGCCAUCUCACUCAUUGCAGUGGCUGCGAUCUUAGUCUUCGUUUUCAUUGCUCCGGCUGCUGUGAAGGAGUAUGUGAAGGAUGCAACAGUCUUCCAGCCCACCAAUGUCUCAAUUGACUCGACCACUGCCACGGGGGUCCGCGCUCGGAUACGAGGGAACCUGAUUCUCGAUGCUCAGCGCAUCAGGAAGACACCCGUACGGAAUCUGGGUCGGUUUGUCACUUGGAUUGGAAGAGAGGUCGAGACGGGUGAAUCCGAGGUCGAGGUAUAUUUACCCGAGUACGGAAAUGUCCUGGUGGGCACGGCGUCUCUGCCCUCCCUCAACAUCAACAUCCAGAACGGCCACAUCAACCAUGUCGACUUUGUUGCAAAUUUGGCCGCGGGUGAUAUUCAAGGCAUUCGCUCAGUGGCCAUGGAUUGGUUAGAUGGCAGACUGGGGCGCGUUCGUCUGGAUGGGAAAGCCACAAUGCAUCUUAAGUCGGGCUUGCUGGACCUGGGCGUACAGACGAUCACCGACUCGGUUCUCUUGAGAGAGGGCGACUUCCCUCCUUUGCCCACGGUCAAUGUGACCAAUUUCAAUUUCCACGAUGCAGACACCCCUGGGGAUGAAGGUGCAAUGGCUGUGGAUGCGUCUAUUGCUGCUUUGGUUGAAUCGCCCUUUUCUCUUAGUAUCCCUCCUCUCGGCUUUGUAGUAUUGGUGCCGAACUGCUCACCGGGCGACCCAUUCAUUGCAGUUGCCGCUGCUAUGACUGAGGGGUUCCCAGUCAUUCCUGGCCAACCAACCCAGAUUGACGUUAGCGCCCUUAUUGAAGGUCUCCCGGACGAUUUGACGAAAGCUUGUCCUGGGAAGAAGAACUCUCCGCUUGACCUUUUAGUCCGAAACUACGUCCAUGGUCUUGGAAUGACGGUUUACGUUCGUGGAGCCGACGCCCCUUCGUUCGAUACUCCGGACUGGAUGGUGGACGUGCUCAAGAGCGUGACGGUACCAUUUCAGUUUACUGGCCACGCCGUGGACAACCUUGUCCGGAAUUUUACUAUGACGGACGUGCACUUCAGCUUGCCCGACCCUCUGGCAGAGCCGGACUCGCCUGAAUCCCGCCCAACAGUCUCUGCGCUGGUGAAGGUCCUGGUAGGGCUGCCGAAGGAGGUCGGCCUCGAAUUAGAUGUGCCCCGGGUCCGGGCCAAUGCCGAUGUUUUCUAUCUCGGCCACAAAGUUGGGAUUCUAGAUCUUAUGAAGUGGCAACCAGCCAACUCGACUUUGCUAGAAGAUGUUGAUGGCACCUCGGCGUUACUGGUCGAUUUCGCCAUCAAGAACGCUCCUUUGGAAGUGACCGAUGACGAUGUCCUUACGGAUCUUCUGCAAGAUCUAAUCUUCUCUGGUAAAUCUGUCAAGCUGGUCGUGGCAGCGAACGUAGACGCGGAAGUCUCCACAGGACUCGGAAUCUUGACUAUCCGUGAAAUUCCAGCAGAAGGGGAGGUUAUCGUCAAGCCCCCGUACGGUGGCUCACUCGAUCAAUUCAAGCCCCAGAUUGAGUCGCUCAAGUUAAGCGAUACGAGUGCUUCGUCACUUCUUGUGGAAGCGAGCGUCAAUGUCACAAAUCCUACGCCGUAUGCUGCUUCAGUACCCUUGAUAGAUUUUGUAAUGCUCUUCAAUGGCUCAAGAGUAGCCCACCUGACGGCAAGAAACGCCAAGAUCGCCCCCGGCAUGAACAGCGGUCUCCGCGUGGACCUUUUAUGGAGCCCUCUCGGCCUCGAUGGGCCAUCUGGCGCCAGCGCUGGCCGGGACCUUCUGUCACAGUAUAUCUCGGGGUCUAACACUACCGUUACCGUACGAACACACGAGAAGACCAUCCCAGCACUACCCGGACUGGGACGGGCCCUUUCUCGACUCGGCCUGGAGGUGCAGAUCCCUCAUGUGCCAGUACCUCAGGCCCCGGGACAUCAACCCGAUGCAGGCAAAGGGUCAAUGGGAUUCAUACAGGACGCUACGAUGCACCUGUGGUCAUCGACAGCCGAGUUCACCCUCUCUUCGCCGUUCCCCAAUACCACCAUCGAGAUCACUUCGGUAGAUGCCCAGGCCUUUUACCAGGCAGAGAGCGAAGAGGCCGAAGUUGGCACGAUUGAUUACCGGAUUCCCUUUCCAGUGCCACCGGGCCUGUCUGUAACCCCGCGGUUGCCGGUGGAUCUGAACCUAGGCGGGAUUGGCUACGAUGCGCUGAAACGAGCCCUUGGCGGCUCUCUCGAGUUGGACACCGUAGCGAAAGUUGGCGUGCAGAUCCAGCAUUAUAGAGAAUGGGUGAUGUAUCAUGGCAAGGGCAUUAAAGCCAAGGUAAAGCUUUGAGUCGGUCAUGCUGUGACUCACUGAAUCAAAAUCGUUGGGACUAGUGGAGUUUUGGGACUCAGGGGUUUCCCGCAGGCAUAGAAGUUCUGUAUGGUCUCUAUACUGAAUGGUAUUCAAUUUGCAGCACGAAGAAGUUACUGGCGCUUCGUGACUCA